CAUGCACGUCCCUGGGCACUAAGUUAAAUCAAAAUGUCAUUAUUGUGGCGACAAAGGAUAAAUGUCAUCCCUUUCGCUGACACCACCUGUCGCAGUGUUCCUCCUGCAGUCACACCAAACCUGCUGCGAUACUGCCAAAUAUUGUCUGACGACUUUUGUUUUGAAAAGUCAAACAGGAAGCGUCGUGUUGUUUCAUCACCGACACCUCAGCUGUCUUCUUCAGAGAGGAGUGGGAGAGUAUCCCAGCAGUCAGCUUCGGAGCGACUGUAGCAGCCGUGGCGGCCGCCUCUCUCCCUCCCACGUCCCGGUCUCAAUAACCGACUGAGCACUGCUGAUGCACCCCGCCGCCACCCGUCCCCGCUGCCUCAGACCCCCGCAGAGUGCUCCAAGUGUCGCCGGGGCUUCCCUGUCAACAUUUCCUCGCAUCUAAGAACACAUCGCACACUCUGGACUUCUUCAUAAGCCGCCGAGCGGUACAGAAACCCUCCGUUUCUGAAUGACGGGCGGUCGGUUCGACUUUGACGAUGGUGGCACGUACUGCGGAGGCUGGGAGGACGGCAAAGCCCACGGCCAUGGGGUGUGUACCGGCCCCAAGGGCCAGGGCGAGUACUCGGGCUCUUGGUCCAACGGGUUUGAAGUGGUCGGUGUCUACACCUGGCCCAGCGGAAACGUGUACCAGGGCUACUGGGCACAAGGGAAACGCCACGGACUCGGCGUAGAAACGAAGGGGAGGUGGAUUUACCGGGGAGAGUGGGCUCACGGGUUCAAGGGCCGUUACGGAGUCCGGCAGAGCCUGAACACACCGGCCAGGUACGAGGGCACCUGGAGUAACGGACUGCAGGACGGGUAUGGCGUGGAGACGUACGGUGAUGGAGGUACAUACCAGGGUCAGUGGACUGGUGGGAUGCGCCAUGGCUACGGCGUACGUCAAAGUGUUCCAUAUGGUAUGGCCUCUGUCAUCCGUUCACCUCUACGAACCUCAAUGGCUUCCCUCCGCAGUGAGCAGAGUAAUGGUACAGUAUUGCGUGACAGCCUGUCUGACAGCCCUGCUGGCACACGUGGUGGCUUCGUACUCAAUUUCCAUUCAGACGGAGAAGGUUCGGAGAAAAAGAAGGGUCUUUUUCGCCGUGGCUCUCUCUUCGGUAGCCUUCAACGACUGCGCAAAUCGGAUUCACGGUCCUCCAUUUCCAGUAAACGCAGCUCAGCACACAGUGACACCACCAUGAGCCGCAUCAGUUCAAGCGAUGCCAACUCCACAAUCAGCUUUGGAGAUGGAGACCCAGGCGAUGACUACCUGCCUCUGGAGGACAAUGUGGAUGCCACCACCACCGAGUCCUACAUGGGCGAGUGGAAGAAUGACAAGCGCAGUGGUUUUGGUGUCUCUGAGCGCUCCAAUGGCAUGAAAUACGAAGGUGAGUGGUUGAAUAACAAGCGCCAUGGCUAUGGCUGCACUAUCUUUCCUGAUGGUACCAAGGAAGAGGGGAAGUACAAGAACAACACGCUGGCCCGGAGCAUCAGGAAGCAGCUGAUUCCUCUGAAGAACACCAAGACCAAACAGAAGGUGGAUCGAGCCAUUGAGGGAGCAGUGAGAGCAGCAGCCAUCGCCAGAACCAAAGUGGAGAUUGCCAUCUCCAGGACGUCCCAUGCCCGGGCCAAAGCAGAGGCGGCAGACCAGGCUGCGCACUCAGCAAGUCAGGAUUCAGAUAUUGCCAGAGCUGUGGCCAGAGAGCUCUCCCCAGCUUUCCAUCAGCCAGGCCCUGACUACAUACGGCAGAAGUAUAAUGAGCCCGUGGAGGUGAAAGAGGUUCCUGUGGAGGAGAAAAAGGAGAAAUCACCAUCAGGAAGCCCACAUUUCUACCGCAAAGGCACAACACCCACCCAGUCUCCAUCACAGAGCCCAGGUCCUAGCCCCACUCCCUCACCCGCUGCCGUUAAAAAGAGCUUUUUCACCAGUAAAACUCCUGCCACUGUCGCUCCAGUUUUGAAAGACAACAAAACCCCAACAGCUGAGUCUUUGACAGCAGGUAUAACAAAGGCAGCAUCAAAACUGGAAUUGAGGAAACAGGAGCCUCCUCCAUCAGUGAAAAAAGAAGUUACCGCCUCAGGUAGCAGUUACCCCAGCAAUGGGCAGAUUCACUCCCAGUACCACGGUUACUACGUCAAGGCAGAUGUCAAGAUUACGCCGCCUGAGGAGCCAAUCGGUGUGGACGAUGACUUUCACCCAUCAAGCCUUGCACGUUUGCCGCCACCUGCCAAACAGAUUCAGGCACCAGCAUCAAAAGCCCUGCCAGCCCCGAGCUCUUCACCAGUUCCACCAAAAGAGGAUGCCAAAGCACCAGAGCCUUCCAAGCCAAAAAGACAGGAAUCAACUAAACCAAAGAAUCUUGCAGAAACCAAGAAAGCUAGUGUGGAAAUAGCCCCUGAAAUUGCAGAAGAGGAGUCGGGCCCGAACUCCAUCUUGGUGGCUUUAGUGAUGCUCUUGAAUGUAGGUCUAGCAAUCAUUUUUGUGCAUUUCCUCACCUGACCAAAUCUGAACUCAGUGGACUCAUCCAAGCUAGUGGCCCGAGUGGCUAACUCUCCAUCAGCCAAAGGGGCCUUUUUCAAAAAUGGUGCCAGUCAGAACGGCAGACACAGGCAAAACGGAGGACUGAAAAUAGACACAUGAAGGAGGAGAAAGAGGAGGAGGAGAAGAAGUGGCGAGAAAAAACACGGAGGGAAGAGAGGGGAAAAGAGCAGAGGGAGAGAAAGAUGAAACCUCCACCAUAACCCCCCCCACCCCCACACCCCCGACCCGUGGUGUCCGAGUCCAACCUGAUUGGACUGACGAUGAUUUGUGACUUCACUCAAGAGUGCAGUGACAGCUGAAGCAAGCAGUCGCUGGUUGGAAAGGGUCCCCCGAGCCCCUCUAUCAGGGAUAGAAAUAACAGGGGGCCUGGAGAGUAGAGUGAAUGUGAGUGAGUGUAAGACCCGGCAUCUAUACUGUCUAUAAAUGCCUGUAAUGUGUGUGCUUGUCUGUCUGUAGCGCCAUUUCCAUCCAACUGUCGAGCAAAUUUGGAAGUUUUGAAAUGCUGCAAUAAAAAGCCUGUCCGUCGUCCAGCUGAGUUGAAGAGAAUUUGUUACAUGUGUGAUCCACCAGAAGAACAGAGAGUGCCUUCACAGUGUUGAUUAGUAUCAGAGAAGUCAUUACUGCACCUCAGUUCCACCAGCGUUGUCCAUGUGCUGUCAUGAACUUUCACUGCCACGUCUGCCAGUUGUGGCAAUCAUGACAAAGCAGUUAUGAAAAAUCCUUUUGAACUGCGGUGCACUUUAAUGUUCAUCAGUCAGAAACACCAAGCCUUUAUUAUUUAAUCAGUCAGUGAAUUUCCUGUUGUCCUGCUGCACACAGUAUUGUUCAAGAAACAAGUGCAUGAUGACAUUUUGCGUCUGAGAACCUUUAGUUGAAUUUUGCUUCUAUUCAACUUUUCUCCACCCCGACCCCUUUUUGGAUGGAAACGAAGUUUGUGCAUAUCUCGGAGUAGUUUUUGUCUGCUUCUUGUCUUCAUGUGUGUGCGUGUGUGUGGUUGUGUGUGGGUGGGCGGGCAGCAGUGGACUGGAUAUGUUCGGAGAUGCACUUUGAGCUGAUGGAAGCCAACAGCUGCCUUACCGUUUUACAGAGUGACGUGGUGGUGGGAGAGAAGGGCCCAGGCAGGAAUGUGAAGCGUUCGGCUGAUUCUCCCUCUGCCAUGUCCUGGAAGAGUGGCUCUAUUUAUAUCAGUCUGUUUAUCGACCUGUUCAUAUCUUUUUUAGUGGGUCUCGGUGCCUGCCAUUUUAUAUACACGUCAGGUGGUCAUGAGGCAAUCAGUGGGGUUCUAUUAUGAAAUGAAAUGAUAAAGUUACAUUUGAAAAACUCAACCUGAUUUUAAAAGGUCCAUUGGAUUCUCACAGUGUUUUCCUGUAGUACACUUCCUUGAUGCAGUUGUUCAGUAAGAGGAGGUGUCAUUCUGAAACUAAAAUCCUAUGUUGAUGUGAUCGCUGCUAGUGUAUCCCAUCACUGAUGCUUUCAGUUUAAAUAGACAGUUUUUUCAUUUUACAAAUGAAGGUAGAUUUAGAUACACUCUCUGAUUUUGUAGGGCAAAGAGUGCAAUUUAUACAGUCUGACUGUAAUUGGCUGAAACCCCUGAUGUUGUACUAUUAUAAUGUUGAUGUCACUGGCAAUCUCCUUUUAGCAGGUGCAAUUUAUUCCACUGGCAGAUUCACAACCUGUCAGCAGCUAGCUGUCUCUCAGGCUUGUACCUUGUACCCACCAUGAGCUAGCAGAUGUGGCUGUAACUAAAGCCUGUUAUAGCAAGCUAGUCUGAAGAUUUGCUGUGGUUGCUGUCAUGGGAAAAUCCUCUCAAAACUCUUUCUGCAAAGCGAAAAGUGAGACAACGAAUAGUAGGAUAAAAUAAUAGAGGUUAGAAGAAGGUUUUUGAUUGUGAUAGUUUCAUGAUGAAACUACAAUGACACUCAGUAGAGUGCAUACCUCCACCAAGGUCAAACAGUUCCCUUUAAUUCAGUCAAGCCUAAUCCAAUAUCAGAUCAAACAUAUACACACUCAGUAAUACCAGCCACUUAAAUGUGUUGAAGAAAGCAAGGACACUCCUCUGUCAAGAUACAUAAUAAGAGAAGUCAGGGAUGGAACAGGUCUGUUUCAUUCUUCCUGAUCACAUCAGGAAAUAGAAUUCCAGAUAUAAUACAGUGGAGACUGAGACAUCAGUCAACCAGAAUCAUAGGAUCAUAGUUGCAGGGUUUCAAUUUUGCAGGAGCAAAGCACGAGGUGACGGACUGCAGUGACGUGGAUAACAAGCUGAAAGAAGUCAAGUUUCAAAAUAUGUGUUCAGUUAGACGUGGUGUUAAGUCUUAAGACACUACGAUAUGAGGUCUCAGUCUCCUUUUGCAAACCAAAGCCGACAUUUUUCUUCUUCAUUUUUCUUUGUUAUAUGCAUCAUAAGGUAUAACUAUGUAACUGCACUGACAAUCACAGUCCAAGAAAAUCUGAAUUACUUGUUUUUCUCUCUCUCGCCUGCGUAGAGCUACAUUUGUUGAAGGGCUACAGUUAACUUUAUCAUUUUAUACUACUUAGUUGUUUGACUUCUGGCUUUUUUGGGAAGGCUGGGUUGUUAAAAAUUUGUUUUGUACUAUUUUAGUUUGUAUAUUUUUGUAAAAUGACUCCUGUUGAGGACAUUUUAUCUAUUGAUGUUGAGUUGACAAUGAUUUGUCUGUUAACAUAGAGUUUCAACAGAACACUGGUGAUUGUGCAGUAUUAAUGAAUUGAACAUGGUAAUUGAUAUGUGUCUGCUAUUUGAUGUAUAAUUAUAAACAUUAUAUUAUUAACAAUGGAUUUAUGUUACAACAACAAGUACCAGUUUCAACGUGGUUUGGUCCAGUUUUCACAUUUUCUCUCGUCACGGCAGCGUUCCAUCUCUCUGGUUAGGUUUCGACUCAGAAACCAGUUGGUUAGGUUUAAGAAAACAUGUUCAUGUUAAAAGCACAAACAAGACUGGGGAUGUCAAACAUGUCCACUACAAAUGCAGACUCGAACUGCAGUAACACCACCACCCUCCCCCUUUUUGCUGAACACUUUUGCUGCUGGUGUGUGAACAGUUGUUUCAAAUUAAAGAAUGUGUUCGAACACACGACGCAUGAUUCUUAAUUAAGUUUACGUAAGAGGAAAAGAAUUGUCUUAAAUUUGUUUCCACCCUUAUUUGCUGGAUUUAGCAUAACUUAUUUUGUUAUGAUUGUGGUGCAUAGUGUAGCAUGCAGAUAUUGGCGUGUUUUGUUUCGUUCACUUGAUAUCAGAGGAAAACGAUGUAUGCAGUGUUUAUUCACUCACAUUAGUUGUGAGUAACUGUAGACAGUUUAGAACAGGUUGGGUAAAAGCAAAAGUCUCUGAUGCUUUUUUUUAAUUUUCUUAAAUUUGUUUGAAACUUGGAUUGCUACCUAAAUGAAAAGCUCCAUUCCUUUCUGUUUAUAGCAGGGGUUGUCAGAGUGUAAUGACUGAGGGCCAGUUCAGGGAGCCAGCAACAGCCCUUGAAUUUUACAUAGACUGGUUUCAUAAUGGCAUUUAUCAUGAAACAGAUGAGGCCGGUCAUUGCAUCUGUCCUCUGAGGUCUGAUGAAGUAAGAGUUGAUACAUUUGUGCUGAAACCUCCUGCUCUCCUCAACCGAACAGCAUUUUUUACAUGGCGGCUUUUCUUUUUCUGCAUUCAACUGCAAAGUUGUCCUAUGAAAUACAGCACAGGCGCUGAUGACAGAAUGCAAUUUUACCAACAUUAUCAAGUGCAACUACUUGACUUGCAACCAGUAGUAUUUAACAGUUUCAUUCUGAAACUGACAAACCUUGUUUGGGGCGAAAGUAUUGACAUUAUUCAAAUGUAAUACGUGCAUUUCAGGGGACAAACAAGCUGCAGGCUGCACUUUGGUGACCCCUGGUUUAUUGGAUCCUGUUGAAACUCCAUCAGAAACACCACUCACAUGUGCCUCCAUUCUGUCUCUGGGAAUUUAAUGCAAAGGGGAACAGCCUCUUCAUUCUUGGAUAGAAACACAGAUGACUGAUACUACAUUACAUACUGUAGAACAGCAGGGUUAGAACAGUUUCCAGCCAGCAGCUGUUUCUCAAUUCCAUCAUGGUAUAGAAACAAUAUGAUUUGGCAGCUCACCCAGACUUGUUAGAAUAGUUCAAACAGCUCAAAGUAUAGGAGUUUGGAAGUUAAAACGAAUCUUAAAGGAUUCGGUGCACCUGUAUGAUAUUAAGUGUCUGGAAGUGGUAAAAGCCUCUCGACCUGUCCGAAUGAUUUCUUUAGAUUAAGCAGCUCUGUAAGAGUGACUUCACACUAAACACAUAGUGGAAAAUCCACAUGUCACUCAUAGAAAUAAAUCAAGUUUGAAACUGAAAAGGAAAUGUGUCCAAGCUGAAUGAGGGCAUUAAAAUGCUCUUUGAAUAGUCCAGACGAAAGUGUGUCUAGCUUCUGCAUCUGAUGUAUUUCUGAGUGAAACAGGUUGGGCAGCCGGGACAAAACAGUCGGUUGCUUAUGUAACUUAAGUUACAAACGUACUUAUGUGACAUAUGUAAAUGCAGUCAUGUUGUAAAUGUGACAUCACAUUAGUAAGCUGAAAGAGCUCACCCAUGACUUUUUGUUUCACAGUGGACAUGAACAGCAGCCUCCUGGGUGAAAGUCCUGUCCUUGUUUGACCCGACUGUCCUUCCCCAACCUCCUAAUGUCGCUCUUUAUACUACUUUACCUGAUUUCCUCCUUUGCUGCAGUAAAUACAGCCACUAGCGGUUGCUGUGUAACAAGAAAUGUAAAUAUGGUUCAUAAUGAGCUGUUUUACUGACGAGGACGGGCUGGACGUACCGUGCUGUUGUUGUCAAAUGAAUCUGAGCUCUGUGUGGCUGAGAGCUGAAGUGUGAUUGACACUGGAAGUCAUGGUAUUAUUGGUUGAAAUGGGUUGGUUCAAGCCUCUGUGAGCACACAUAUUUGUUUGACGGGAAGAAAAAAGAUAAUGUUUUGAUAAAUGAAUACAAAGAAAGAUAUUUGUAUAUUGUUAAGUAGAUCCACAACAUGACUGUGAAUGUAAUCAAAUAGUCAUUUUACACUAGAGUGAAACCUCUGCCUAGACAGUGAACACAUGUGCUCUUAUGACACCUUAGUAAAGCAUAGACUAUUUUGAUGUAACUGAAAAAACGUGUUUUGGAGUUUUUUGCAAAUCUGGAUUUAAAGUUAAACAUGUUCUUGUAAAGUUUGGUAAACACAUGAAAGAUUUUAUUUUCCCACCUUGAAUAAUUCUCAGCUGGCUCUUUGCAGGAACUUAUCACCAGAAAGUGACAUUUCAAAGAAUGUGUGAAAUUAAAAGCCAUUUUGUGGGAAAUAGCCUCUGAUAACACUAAUAACAUGUUUAAUUAACGGGUAAACAUUUACAUUAUAAACAUUAAUUUAGCUGCAAAAACAGUUAGCUGUGUAAAGAUAUAGUGGAGUGAUGGUGUGACAUCACACUGCCUCUUUGGGGUUGUGUGUGUGUGUGUGUGUGUGUGUGCGUGCGUGUGUGUGUGUGUGUGUGUGUGCGUGCGUGCGUGCGUGCGUGUGUGUCGUGAUCUUUGAGCUUCACUGUUCUUUGUUUUGGUACCUAGUCCAUCCACGUGCUCAUGUUAGUACAUGUGAGUCCUUCCCUGUCAUCCCUCCGUCCAUGUCAACAUGGCAGCAUGGCGUUACACUAAAAAAAAAUUAUUUUUUCUUGUUUUUCUUUUGAUGAAUAUAAAAACAUUUGAGGUGACAGAUAGGCUUUGCAUUUACAGAGUAUUGAUCUUUAUUUGAUCAGCAUGGCCUACUUUUGACAGUUUGAUUCGAGUUUCCUGAGCAGUGUGUAUUAAGGUGCUGCUUUUGUUUUCUUCCAACUUUUAAAAGACUUGAGCAUUUGUUUGGGUCUGAGGUGCUGGUGCUCUGAUAUAGUGUGAUAUAUAGUGGCAAUGAAUGUUGCAUAGAACCUUUUAAGAAAAUGUGUUUUAAAAGCCAAAGCUUUGUUUUGUUUUUCUUGCUGAUUUAUUUCCUUGGGAGGGGUGUGCAUGAAGUUUUGAGAUGAGAUGCAGACUUGAUGAACAGGCAAAUGUUGAUUAUGUAUCAGAAUGUUUUUUUCACUACAGUUUGUUGUUGAGUAGAAGAAACAGUAAUGCCAUAGUGUUUAACAUCUGACUGUAGUCAGUGCAGUUUUGUUGCUAUUAAGGAAAAUGUUGUAUGUCCAAUAGGGGAAGUUGGUACUUCUUAUGGUUGAAAUGACAGCUUUAAAUGCACUGUCACGACUGUAUGAGAGGCCAGAUAUGAAUGGUGCUGUAAUAAUAGGUGAAAUGAGGAAACGCUAUGGUUUUAAAGCACGUAGUUUACAUGCAGAGGAACAAAAACCUGAUCUGAAAACUGCAUAAGACCCACUCUCCAGCAAGUGUAUACAUAUAUAGUAGGGAAAGAUGAUUAAUGUUUGUCUUUGUAUAUAUGCAUGUGUAUAUAUAUGUAUGUAUAUAUGUAUACAUAUAUACGUAUGUAUGUAUGUAUGUAUGUAUGUAUGUAUUAAGAUGUGGUAAUUAAUUUCACUGCACCAUCUUCUGGUGUGACCAGGACUUUAUUCUGCAUCCUGGCCAGCCCUUAAACAAAAAAUGUAGUACUGCUAUACACUGUGUGGACGAUUAAAAAUAUCAGCCAAGGAGCCUCUGACUAAGAAGGAAGUCUCUUUUCAUUCACUGCAUCAAUGCUCACGGAGAAACAGGGGAUAACAUCACUGCCGGUUACAGCAUUAAGUCUGUGGAAAAAGUCUGAUUCCUGAUCUCUUCUGUAGAUGCUCGUAGAUGCAAAAAAUUAAACAUUUCUUUAUAUUUGACACCGCAAAUGAUAUCUAUCAACAUGCUAGAAAUCUUGCUCACUAAUAAAAUGAUUGUCAUCCCUACUUUCCUCCCGUGUAAAAUCCUGUCCCAUUGUAUGAACUGAUAUGCAGUGUUGAGGUAUCUGAUUGGCCUUUAAUUCACUUGCCGUUUUUCUUCUUGUUAUUGUGGCAACACGCCCACACCAGAGCUCUUUUAGUGCAGAGGUAUUUUCAUCCUGAAGACUCACUUAUUAGUGAGAGUUACUUGCGCCGACUCAACGGCGUAGCUGGUCAUAAGCAGCUUUCUCUGAGGAAGGUCUGUGGUGGGUGUGUGCAUGUGUUCUCCAUAAAGAAGACCUUUGCUGGAGUGUGGGUGUGAAGCAGAGAAUAUACUAGCAGGGUUUACUCAGUUCUGAUGUGUGAGAGGAAACAAGGCUGUCGAUACAGAAAGAGACCAUGUGAGAAUGAAAGAGAAAGAAAGGACCGGAACAUCACUGAUCUGAUGUUUCUUGAAAAUGAAAUGACGUUGUUGAGAAGAGUAGGGCAGGGAUGAUGUAGGAGUCUUUGACUUACCAGGAAUGCUUUCAUCAGCUAAUUUAUAAUAUCAUUAAUGUGUCAUCCAUUUUAUGAGACCAGUUAGCCUGUAGGUGUAAGCUCGUCUGUGGUGUGUGUAUGAAAUGAGCUUCAACAUUUUCUUGCUGAAAUGCUAUUUGUAAAGUUUCUGCUAAUUCUAACAUACCAUCAAUGUUUUGCCCCAUCAGGACAAGCCGUUAUGAGUGAUAUCUGAAAUAAGAAUGACAGUAUGUUUUCUCUAUGUAUAGGAUUUCUACAUCACUGUAUAUUGUGUAGGCUUUUAAAGGCAUUUUGAGAGCCUAUUUUCUAAAAAUUCAUGAUUGUAUUUUGAUGUUUGGCUCAGCUGCAAAUGCGAAUAUCAUCUUGAUCUCUGCUGGUGAUACAAUACACAUAUUGUUAAGUUAUUUUACAUAACGAUAUUGGGAGUUUUGUUUUGGCAGUUGUUUCUAUGGAGAUAAAUUAAAAAGUGGGUUUACAUUUUACAUGA
Messenger RNA from Acanthopagrus latus (yellowfin seabream), 10422 nucleotides. RefSeq names its product junctophilin-1-like. The record is from RefSeq and is a predicted model, not a curated record. Gene Ontology annotation, cellular component: plasma membrane; endoplasmic reticulum membrane; sarcoplasmic reticulum. The transcript has 7 exons. The coding region runs from base 497 to 2524 and encodes 675 amino acids. Lineage: Eukaryota; Metazoa; Chordata; Actinopteri; Spariformes; Sparidae.